Beauveria bassiana ARSEF 2860 is the source of this 1176-nucleotide messenger RNA. RefSeq names its product mannitol-1-phosphate dehydrogenase. Gene Ontology annotation, molecular function: mannitol-1-phosphate 5-dehydrogenase activity. The coding region runs from base 1 to 1176 and encodes 391 amino acids. Gene Ontology annotation, cellular component: cytosol. The transcript is spliced from 2 exons. The record is from RefSeq and is a predicted model, not a curated record. Lineage: Eukaryota; Fungi; Ascomycota; Sordariomycetes; Hypocreales; Cordycipitaceae. Gene Ontology annotation, biological process: mannitol catabolic process.
AUGGCUCCCAAGGCUGUUCAUUUCGGUGCUGGCAAUAUUGGCCGCGGCUUUGUUGCCUGCUUCCUCCACAACUCUGGCUACGAGGUCGUAUUUGCCGAUGUCGCCGACGCUCUGAUAGACUCCAUCAACGCCUCUCCUUCGUACCGCGUCAUCGAGGUUGGCGUUGAGGGCACGACUGAGUCCAAGAUUACAAACUACCGCGCCAUCAACUCCAAGACCCACGAGGCCGAUCUCAUCGAAGAGAUUAGCACUGCCGACAUCGUCACCUGCUCCGUCGGUCCCCGUGUUCUCAAGUUCAUCGCCCCGGUUAUCGCCAAGGGCAUCGACCGCCGCUCCGAGUCGCUCAAGCCCCUCUCCGUCAUUGCCUGCGAAAACGCCAUUGGUGCCACCGACACCCUUGCCGAGUUCAUCAAGAGCCCAGAAAACACCCCCGCGGACCGUCUCGAGGACCACUCCUCGCGCGCCCGCUACGCCAACUCGGCCAUUGACCGCAUCGUCCCUGCGCAGGACCCCAAUGCCGGGCUCGACGUGACACUCGAAAAGUUCUUCGAGUGGGUCGUAGAAAAGACGCCGUUUGAGGACGUUGGUAUCCCUAACAUCGAGGGCAUCAACUGGGUCGACAACCUCGCGCCCUUUAUUGAGCGCAAGCUCUUCACGGUGAACACCAGCCAUGCCACUGCCGCCUACCACGGCUACAACCGCAGAAAGCGCACCGUCUACGACGCCCUGCAGGACAAGGCCAUUAUGGCUGAGGUCCGCGGCGCCCUAGAAGAGACAAAGGGCUUGAUUGUCAGCAAGCACGGCAUCGACGAGGCCACCCAGGCAGCCUACGUGGACAAGAUUAUUAAGCGCAUCGGCAACCCCCACCUUGAGGACGCCGUCGAGCGCGUCGGCCGUGCCCCGCUUCGUAAGCUCUCCCGCAAGGAGCGCUUUGUCGGGCCCGCCGCCGAGAUUGCCGAGGAUGGCGGCUCGAUCAAGUACCUCCUCGACGCAAUUGAGAUGGCUUUCCGCUUCCAAAACGUCGAGGACGACGAAGAGUCCAAGGAGCUGGCCACCAUCAUGUCGGAAAGCACUCCCGAGGACGUCGUCGGCAAGGUCUGCGGCGUGCAGACUUCGGAAAAAAUUUACCCCCAGCUCGUCGAGGUUGUCAAGCGUGUUCAGGCCGACAGCGAGUGA